Messenger RNA from Arabidopsis arenosa, 2689 nucleotides. The record is from the annotation of a GenBank genome assembly. Lineage: Eukaryota; Viridiplantae; Streptophyta; Magnoliopsida; Brassicales; Brassicaceae.
CAAAACUUGCAUUCAUCACACAAACCAUGAACCAUAAACAUGUCUGAACAAUAUCAUAUAAGUCUUGAGCUCUGGAUUUGAGCUUAAAGAGCAGAAGAGUAGAGAGAAAUGGGAUGUUCUCAUUCGAAGUUAGAUGAUGAAGAAGCAGUUCAGAUCUGUAAAGACAGGAAACGUUUCAUCAAACAAGCUAUAGAACAUAGAACUAAGUUUGCUUCUGGUCACAUUGCUUAUAUUCACUCUCUUAGAAAUGUCUCUGAUGCUCUCCAUGACUUUAUUAUCCAAGGAGACAACAACAAUGAGUUUGUUCCGAUGAGUCAAGACUCAUUCAUCACUCCUGUUAAGAGAAUACCACCGAGCCGCCGCAACCGCAGCAGCCGUAGUAGUAAUAGCGGUGAGUUCAUCUCGAUUUCGCCUUCUUCGAUUCCUCCGAAAAUGAUUCAGAGUAGGCCAAGAUCGAAUGUGAAAGCGAAUUACUUGAUGGCUAAUAGAAGUAGACCGGUUAGAGUAGAACAGAGAUCUCCUGAAACGUUUAGAGUUGAGACAUUUUCACCACCUAGUAACCAAUAUGGUGAAGCAGAUGGUUUCUUUGGAAUGAAUAUGAAUAUGAAUAUGAACACUUCUGCGUCUACUUCAUCUUCGUUUUGGAAUCCGUUGAGUUCUCCUGAGCAAAGGUUAAGUAGUCAUAACAUUCCUCCUCCUUCACCGCAGAAUUCGCAGUGGGAUUUCUUUUGGAAUCCGUUUUCGUCAUUGGAUUAUUAUGGAUAUAAUAGUUAUGAUAGAGGAAGUGUUGAUAAUAGGAGUGGUAUAGAUGAUGAGAUUAGAGGAUUGAGACGUGUUAGAGAGGAAGAAGGGAUUCCGGAUUUGGAAGAAGAUGAUGAACCUAAUGAACCUGAACCUGUGAAUGUGCGGUUUCAGAAUCAUAAUCCGAAUCCGAAAGCAACGGAAGAGAGUAGAGGUAAAGUUGAUAAGAGUUGUUGCAAUGAGGAAGUUAAAGUUGAAGAUGUUGAUGAGGAUGAGGAUGAGGACGAGGAUGAGGAUGAGGAUGGUGAGUUUACGGAUAGCGGGUGUGAAUCUGAGAAUGAGGGAGAUGAGAAAUGUGUUGCUCAAACGCAAGAACAGCGAAAAGCUGAGGUGUCUGGAGGAGAAACUACAGGGAAUGUUGUUGGAGUAGGUAAGGUUCAAGAGAUGAAGAAUGUUGUUGGUGUUAGAGAUGAUGCAAAGACGACAGGUUUCACGGUAUAUGUGAAUCGGAGACCAACUAGCAUGGCUGAAGUAAUCAAAGAUCUUGAAGAUCAGUUCGCAACCAUUUGUGAUGCGGCUAAGGAAGUCUCGGGGCUAUUGGAAGCUAGUAGAGCUCAAUACACAUCAUCCUCCAAUGACCAUAGUGCCAGGAAAAUGCUGAAUCCAGUAGCGUUGUUCCGCUCGGGUUCAUCAAGAUCUUCCUCUUCAAGAUUCUUGAUCACUUCUUCUGGUGGUUCGAGAGAGAGCGGGUCUGAAACCAGAAGCGAUGUUUCAGAUGAAUCUUGCAUGAUUUCUGGUAGCCACCAAACAACAUUGGACAGACUUUUCGCGUGGGAGAAGAAACUCUACGAUGAAGUUAGGUCUGGAGAACGUGUUCGAAGAGCAUAUGAGAAGAAAUGUAUGCAACUGAGGAAUCAGGACGUGAAAGGAGAUGAUCCGCUUGCGGUUGAUAAAACUAGGGCUACGAUCAGAGAUCUAGACACACAGAUCAAGGUGUCAAUACACUCCAUUGAAUCCAUCUCCAAAAGAAUCGAGACUCUUCGUGACCAAGAACUGUUGCCUCAGCUUCUUGAGCUCGUUGAAGGAUUAACAAGGAUGUGGAAAGUUAUGGCGGAAAGUCACCAGAUACAGAAACGAACACUAGACGAAGCCAAACUGUUACUUGCAGGCACACCAGUUUCAAAGCGUCACAAGAAGAGACAACCUUCAAUAAUGCCAGAGGCUAUUAACUCUCAAAGAUUAGCUCAAUCUGCUUUGAAUCUUGAAGCUCAGCUUCGAAACUGGAGAGCCUGUUUUGAAGUCUGGAUCACCUCUCAGAGAUCCUACAUGAAGGCAUUAUCUGGUUGGCUUCUCAGAUGUUUCAGAUGUGAUCCUGACCCCGAGAAAGUUAGAUUAUCCUCAUGUCCUCACCCGAUAUACCGAGUCUGCAUUCAAUGGGCAAGGUUGCUUAACAGCUUGAACGAGAAACCGGUUUUGGACAAACUUGAGUUUUUUGCCUCAGGGAUGGGUUCAAUAUAUGCAAGGCAAGUUAGAGAAGAUCCAAAUUGGAGUGGAAGCGGGUCAAGGAGAUAUUCCGGGUCAGAAAGCAUGGACCUUGUGGUGGCUGAUAAGCUAGAAGAAGAUGUUGUGAUGACUGCUGAGAAACUUGCAGAGGUUGCUGUGAAGGUUCUCUGCCAUGGAAUGUCUGUUGCAGUGAGUUCACUAGCUGAGUUUGCCAUCAACUCGGCCGAUGAACACUCAAAGCUUGUUAACCAACCAGCGGACGAUACGUCGGAGCAGCAGCCCCCGGAUGUAAAUUUCAAUUCCUAGUACUUGUUAUUAAAUUUAUUUGGUUUUUAGAGUUUAGAAUUAGGUAGGUUUUUGGCAUCAUCUUUUGCUAUCAGAAGAUAGUUUCUUAGAUGGAUGAGAUUUGUAUUAUUAGUAAGACAAAUAGAGUUAGUUCAGUUGA